Messenger RNA from Podarcis lilfordi (Lilford's wall lizard), 2705 nucleotides. Lineage: Eukaryota; Metazoa; Chordata; Lepidosauria; Squamata; Lacertidae. The record is from the annotation of a GenBank genome assembly.
AUGCAGCAGGUAUUUCUCAUUAUUAUACAGCAAAACUGCCAGGCAGCAAUUCCAGCUACAUCGGGCAGGCAGGCUUUUGUGAUGGUCUCCAGUUUUGCACAGUCACUAGAGUGUCGCACCAUGAAUUAUUAAAUCAAUGCUUCAUGGUAAUACAUAAUUUCUUAUCAAUUAUUCAUGCUAAUGUGCGUGUAUUUUACUUAAUUGUGUUAUUGACGAUCAAAAGUAAUUUCCUGAAAAUCCUCAAGGACAGAAAAUUUAAUCAACAUAACUACUUUUCAGAUGCAAUGCUGUUAAGUAUUCUUAAUUUGCUCAACAGUUCACUUAUUUAUGUACCUUUCUGGAGGAAAAAUGAGUUUAAUCAAACCAUUAGAAUGAAGAGUUAGUGUAUACAAGGGCCAAGUUCACCUGAGCAAUCGGUAAUUAUGCCGAAAUGAAAUUGAGAUUGCUUAUAUUUUUUUGCAAACCAUUUUAAUAGUGGAACUUUAGGAAAUAAAUUCUAAAUGACUGGAAUGGCUGUGAAAAGAGACACGGAUUCCUCUUCUUCCUGGGAUGUUUGUGUGUGUAUGUGACUUUUUUUUUUUUUUGGCAGGAGAAACUGUUCUUGUUACUCUUCAGAUAAAUGCUUAAGAGCUGAAAGUGAAGAGAUUUUGGUUGCAUCCAAACCCCACAGGGGUGCUGCGAUCUCCCCAGCUACAGUGGCUGCCCCCUUCUGCUUCUUAUUCUCUGCUGGGAUUCAAGUUUAUCAAAAGGACAGGGGUAAAUGUUAUCAGCUGAUCGUGUUAAAACAAAGAAAAGCCUUCCUGCAUUGCUCAUCAACCAGUCGAAAAAACAGAGCUCAAAAUGAACCCCGAUCCAGAAAGAUGCUCUAUACACAAGGCGUGAGCAUCACGAACUAUCUUUCUGACACAGUAUAAUUUACUUAAGCUGGGAGGUUGUGACUCUGCAAAGGUGUGGUCUUUGGAGAACCAAGCACUCCACUUUCCUGAUCAGGGGGUGACAGCCUUGAGUUCUCAACAACUGCUUUAUAUGUCUGGGUCUGCUGCAAUCCGAGACAAACUUACUAGAAGCAGCAGUUAUCUGUUUUUGUUUCUUUCCAUUUUUUAGUUUUCCAACCUGAAGUUCAGAUCACUGCACUUGUGUUACCGGUUUGCAAUUUGUUAAGUUAAAAAGUCACCACCACAAACAUUCAUCGGCAUAUUAGCACACGGUUGCUUUUUCCUAUGACACAUAUUUUUGCAAGCCAUCUCCCCAGACAUUUGUGCAUGUCAUUUUCACUAAUAUCUUUUCCCCAAUGUACCCACUUUUGUAACCAUUUUUUGUUUGCUCUUUCUGAAACAAUGCACAAACCGCAACAGAGCUAUCCUUUGAAAUUUGUACUUCUUGGAAUUUUGCAAGACUGUUCUCCAAACAACUGGGAGUUGAAUUCAGUAGGACUUAUAUUUUAGUACACUUGAAUAGUAUUGCACGCCUGAAAUGAUCUGAUUCUUCUAUUGUAUGCCAUCCGACUGGGGGUUUAUCUGAAGGGCAAGGGUAGAAAUACCUAUGACAAAUAAAAAAUAUUACUACUCUGUGCUCACGAAUCAAACUCUUGGUUAUGGACUGCUUCCAAAGUGUCUUCCUUCUGCUCUGUGGGAUUACUGAUGGUCUCAGGUCCUCAAAUUCAACAGGAUCUUGAGGCAGCGCCUGUGUGAAGUUACAGUUCUGCUACAAUGAGGGGAAAUGGAGGGGACAUGUUCCAAAAAGGACCUCGGUUUGGCAAGGAGAGCAAACUUAGCAGGCAAAGCAGAAAUCCCUUUCCAGGAAGGGAUGGAUCCAAAGAUCCUAUCCACCAAGCUCAUUCAAUGACAGAAGACCUAUUUAUCAUCUCUAGAUGUUGUAGUAGACCCUUCCGGUCAUUUUCAUUGCCCCCAAAUCCUAGCUAAAAGUAGACAUUAGAAAGAGAGGUUGUUAUCUUCACCCAUUCAUAUUUCUGCUAGAAACAUAUUCAGCGCUGAUAGGAAUGUCUGUGGCCUCCUGCGUCCCAAACUGAACAUAGGGAACAGGAUGAAGUGAUGGUCCCAUGGAGAGAUGACUCAGAUUCCUAGAACUUCAGCCCCAAUGUUUUUGCAGGGAAUUGUCACACUCCUUGGCUGUUGGCCCGGCUUCUCAGACCUGAAUGGCCUUAGUCAAGGUGUUAGUGGCACCAACAAGUUGAAGGCCCCUCUGCAGUAUGGGUGGCUGGCUCUCCUUCCUCCUACACAUGUGUAGGAUCACCUUCCUCCUACACAUGUGUAGGAUCACAUUGUGGGCCAAGGGGCUGUUUGGUUGUGUGUGCAUCAUUACAAUCUCCUGUAAUCUGCGUUGAGGGCCAUUCUCUCAAAAGGCGGCGCACAGACCUUCUAAAUAAAUAAACUAAUAGAUUAGCAAUAAAAUCCCUCGUGUAAGCUCAACAAGACUGACCUCUCUGUCCAUAUUGCUCUCCGGACCUCAGGGACUUCCUCUCGUCAGGCCUAUGAAACAAGGCCUUUCUAUACCCAUCCGCUGUGAAACAACUAAGAGGUUGUUGUUCUUAUUUAAAUAGAAGGGGGCCUGUUAUGCGAUGCUGAGGGACCCCCAUAUCCCCUCCCCACCCCAAUCUGGUGGAAUCUAGACACCAGGCAAAUAAUGCCCUUUUGCGUCUCUCUCUCCUAUUCCCAUCAGGGCUCCUGGAUCCAGUUCCACUGUAA